Messenger RNA from Bactrocera latifrons, 3243 nucleotides. RefSeq lists its product as uncharacterized. The record is from RefSeq and is a predicted model, not a curated record. Gene Ontology annotation, biological process: sensory perception of taste. The transcript has 7 exons. The coding region runs from base 1 to 3243 and encodes 1080 amino acids. Gene Ontology annotation, cellular component: neuronal cell body; membrane; axon. NCBI's taxonomy places the organism in Eukaryota, Metazoa, Arthropoda, Insecta, Diptera, Tephritidae.
AUGCGAAGUCUCAAUCGCGUAGGCCAUGAAAGUAACGUUAAAAGCGAUAAAACACGAAAACCUGUAAAGAACUCCAUUCUCCUCUACUUGAAGUGUCAUUUGUUGUUACUUAAAUAUUUGGGUCUAUUACCGUUCUAUACCACGCUUGGUGCCUAUGAGAUUGGCAUGCCAACCCAACGUUCGAUAUAUAUAUAUAGAGCCGUACUUUUGGCUAAAUUUGCGUUGAACAUUUCGCACAUCAAUGCCGUUCUGUCACCCAUAAUACUGCAGCUACUGUUUACAAGAAGCAAUACGGACGGUAUUACCAACUUGUUGGACGUGGCCUUUUGUAYGCUCAGCGAUAUCACAAUAACGUGGACCUGUGCCACUAGUACCACGGAAAUCCUGCUGAUAAUCAAAAGCUUCUUGAGAGUGGACGAGCUACUCAGACAACAUCCAGAUUCGCCAGCUGAACGAAGCUGUGCCACCAAUCAUUUCAAUAGAUAUUUAUUCUUGGUAUUCGGUUAUAUUUCUCUCGUCAUGAUURCAUACGUAAAACACACUUUGGACUAUUUCUCAAUAUACUUUUGCGCCUACAUAACCUUCUACCAGUUGGAGAACGCGAUCUCGUGCGGCUUUGUUGUAUUCGUUUCAGCGCUACUGCAUCUGCUCACGGAGCGCUUUCAGUACGUAAAUCAGCUGAUAGAGCAAUACAGCAGCAAAAAUUUACUAAAGAAACGGUAUCCCUUUCCGAACACAAGGUCGGUUUYAAUCUUCGACAGAGAUGCAAACACGCACGAUGAUGUCAAUUUGAGAAUGUUUGCGCAGAAUUCAGCGAKGAUUUAUAGUUUGUACAUCGAUUUGCUGGAUAUUUACAAGAUGGUCAAUAAAUAUGCCGGUUUGGGUCUCUUGAUGUUUUUACUGUACGCCUGCUAUGGCUUAUUGUCCUGCGCCUACGAUUGCUUCGUGUGCGAAUGGCAAACGAGCGGYGAUUUGUAUUAUGGCAUCUGGACAUUCUCUUGGAUACCUCUUUAUGCGGGAAUUCUAAUACUCUUGGCAWCUAAUUGCGCGAAGGCUACAAGUCAGGUUGGUAGUGGUUGGAAAUCUCGUAAAGUACUCUUAGCAUCUAAAUCAUUUCGCACAACGAAGUUUCCGGCGGUGAAGUGCUUAAAGAAAAUGAAAAUCGUAAAGGAUAUGAAAUAUGUAAACUUCGCUGGUCAAGUUUUCGGUCUUGUGCCAUUCUACGAAGUCAAACRCGGCGAGCUGAGAAUAUUUAUAAUGUCACUGGCCGUCAGCUGGAUUGUGCUUAACAGCGGUAGCGGCUUUUCGGUAUUUCGCAAUUUGGAAGGCUCYGACCAAACCACCGAGGCGUUCUUUUGCCUUAUAAGCUGCAACAUCAUUAUCUUCGUUUCGUCGACGAACAGUCGAUGCUAUUGUGGCGUCAUGCAGGAAAUCGGUACGAUGGACGUAGAUCUGGUAGCUAAGGGCUUCACCGCAGCCUACUCCUGUCAUUUGCUAACGGGUUUCCUGGUCAUAACCGCAGCGGGUUUACUGUACACCGCCUAUUAUUAUAUGAACUUGCUGAGCGAUGAUUUUCAUUUCCAUCAAGCCAUUUUGCUCGGCAUUUACAGCCUGCAAUURCUGAUAUCGAAUUUGUACGCGAUUUGCUUACGCGUUUUGCUCGGCAAUUUAAGCCAACGUAUCGACUUCGUUAAYGUCCAGUUGGAAAUAAGUACGAAAAGUGAUCUGGCUGUGGAAAGCAACUGGCGACAGAUGAGCUAUCACAUCGAGAAGCUCUGCAAGUACCGUUACAUCAUAGAUAAAAUCAACAAGAAUGGCGGCAUAUCAUUGCUUUCCUACAUGGCUGUCGCGUUCUAUAUUUUGACCAAGCAAUCCUACAUGGCGUUCAUGACCGUAGUACAACCCAUGGGCUUUGAGGAGAGAUAUGACAUUUUGGGAUUAUCUAGUCCGGCUGCCGUCUUCACUCUUUACUCGCGUAAACAACAGACCGCUUCUACAAAAAUGUGGACUAAACGACGCGUCUCCUCCUACAAAAAUGUGACCAACAUAAAAGUUCGYAAAGCACCAGAGCCCAGCCCGUCUUCAAUACUGGCAAGUAUYAAGUGGAAUGUACUGAUUUUGAAGUUAGUUGGUUUGGUGCCAUUCUAUACGACACCAAACUCUGAUGAGAUCGCCGCACCCAAAGGACUGCCGAAGCACAUCACUCAGGCCAUCUUUUGCGCUAAAACGGCGAUGCAUCUGCUUCAUGUCUACGCCUUUUCGUCGCCCUUCAUUAUGCAAAAACUGCUGCAGCGAGGCAAAACGCAAGGCAUUGCGAACACACUUAGCGUCUGCUUCUGCAUCUUCGGCGAUGUUGUCAUUAGYUGGUCAUGCGCUGGCAACGGCACCAAAAUAAUCGCGAUAAUUAACGGAUUUCUGAAAAUCGAUCGACGACUCGGACAACUGGCCCCACCGCUCGCACAGCAUCAACAAACUGAAAAUGCGUUCAAUAUGUGUUUGUUGUUGCUAUUUGGCUAUCUCUGCGCAAUAACAAUACCGAUGGCGAAAUGUUUCUACGGCACUCUGUCCGCCCACUUAUUUCUGGGUAUUUCGUUCUUCCAGGUGGAAAACUUCACCUCGUGUGUGUUUGUGCUAUUCAUUGCAUCGCUGCUGCAUCAGCUUGCCUUGCGCCUUCAGCAAACCAACAAGUURAUAGCUCAAUACGGUGUGGAGGACGCAGCAGCGCCRGCACACGAUCUGCAGAAUUUCGCACGAAAUUCCACAACAUUUUACAGUUUGCAUAACGAGCUGUUGGACUUGCUGCAAUUGAUCAACAAAUUCGCCGGUCUGGGUCUGGUGGCAUUCCUCCUGUAUGCCUGCGCCGGUUUGCUGACCUUCACUUAUGCCUGCACUUUGUACGAUUCGCGCAAUGGUGAUGACUGGUUCAAUAUACUGUGGAACUUAUCCUGGAUUCUGAACUUCGCGACCGUUUUGAUCUUAUUGGCGUUUCGUUGUGACUGCGUCACCAAAGAGGCCAAUAACACAGGGCAGAUACUUGCGCGCGUUUACGCCAAGGGCAAGAACUAUCAAGAUAUCGUGGAUAAGUUUUUGUCGAAGAGCAUUAAGCAGGAAGUGCAGUUCACCGCUUAUGGCUUUUUCGCUAUUGACAACACAACACUAUUCAAGAUCUUCUCUGCGGUCACCACUUACCUGGUAAUAUUGAUUCAAUUCAAGCAGUUGGAGGAUUCAAAGGCCGCAGAGUAG